AUGAAUCAGUCAUCACAGUCUCAGGAAGGUUCGGGGCGGUUUUGGAAUAAGUUCAAGUCAUCAACUAAAUCGUUAUCUACAUCUUUGGCACAUCUAUCGAUCAAAACAGAGAAAGACGGUGAUACGGUAAAUACUACAUUGGUUCACAGGGGGCUUGUCAAAUUUUAUGAAAACCAGCAUCCUUUCCAAGGCUUCCCAGGUUGGCUGGGGGAGAAAGAGGAUUUACCAAACGAACGUAAAAUACUGGAUACCCAAGUGAAGCAUGAUAUGAAAAAGCAAAGCUCCCAUCAUUUGUCAUCAUCCUUUUCCCACAGAAGGAAGGCUUCUUCAGAGGAUCCGAUGGAUGCACCUACUUCAAAUGAAGGCGCACCAGAAUACACACCUGCGAGUAAAUCCUUUCAAGGAAUAUACAAUAACCAUACAAGUGCUUCUAGCACGACACCGAGAAGAGCUUCCUCCCGGCCUACUAGACCUUCAGCAGGCCAAGAAUUUAGGGCGAGCCUGGGUCGAAGUAAAACGUCUGGCAGUUUUAACACUUCCAGCACACCAACGCCGCCACCAGACACAAGCAGUGGAGUAAUGGCAAUGAAAGAUCGACUAAAAAGACGCAACAAUGAUUAUGGAUUUUAG
Saccharomyces mikatae IFO 1815 is the source of this 630-nucleotide messenger RNA. RefSeq names its product Mso1p (gene MSO1). Lineage: Eukaryota; Fungi; Ascomycota; Saccharomycetes; Saccharomycetales; Saccharomycetaceae. Bases 1 to 630 code for a protein of 209 amino acids. The record is from RefSeq and is a predicted model, not a curated record. The transcript has a single exon.